GUAUGGACUUGAUUUUUGAUUUAUCCUAAUUACGGAUGUAUAUGCUUUCAACAAAUCAUCAUCAUCAUCAUUCAUUCACAUACACCAUCAACACCCGAUCAUCCCCCAUCACUCUCACUAGUUCAGCUUCCACUCGAUAGAAAUGGCUGUUUCUCAACUUAUUUCCCAUUUCACCCCUAUUGUUUUGCUAUAUUUACUCUUACACUCCACCUUCAUCUCCGCCGUUAACAUUACCCAUCUCUUAUCCCCUUACCCAGAUCUCUCCGACUUCUCCGACCUUCUAUCCUCCACUACCGUCGCCGCCGAUCUAACCCAACGUACAUCCCUCACUCUCCUCGCCGUCCCCAAUUCCUUCCUCCGAUCUUCCGACCUCAUCCGUCGUUCCCCCUCCUCCACCAACAUCGCGGACGUCAUCCGCUACCAUGUCCUCCUACAAUACCUCUCUGUCCACGACCUCAGCCGCUUUCCUCCCUCCGGAAAACUCAUCACUACUCUCUUCCAAACCACGGGCCGUGCCAGCAACAACUUCGGCUCGGUUAAUAUUACCUACGAUGAUAAAACCGAUACAACCACCGUCCGAUCCCCAGCCGCAUACUCACAAGCACCAAACAACGCCACCGUAAUCUCCCUAAUUAAGAACCUACCGUACAACGUUAGCAUCUUCUCCGUCAAUUCACUAAUCGUACCUUACGGUUUCGAUCUACUCGCAUCGGAGAGUCGACCGCCAUUAGGGCUUAAUAUCAGUAAAGCGUUAAUUGAUGGCCACAACUUCAAUGUGGCGGCGUCAAUGCUCGCUGCAUCUGGUGUCGUUCAGGAAUUCGAAUCUGAUGAAGGCGGUGCGGGAAUUACACUGUUCGUCCCGACCGACGACGCAUUCUCCGAUCUACCAGCGUCGGCGAACUUUCAAUCGUUACCGGCGGAUAAAAAGGCCGACGUCUUAAGGUUUCACGUGCUACAUUCCUACUAUCCGCUCGGGUCGCUUCAAUCGAUAGUGAAUCCUGUUCAACCAACCCUAGCCACCGAGGACAAAGGCGCCGGGAGCUUCACAUUGAACAUUUCUCGGGUUAACGGGUCGGUUGCAAUUAAUACGGGCAUCAUUCAAGCCUCCGUAACACAAACCGUAUUUGAUCAGAAUCCUGUUGCAAUUUUUGGAAUUUCUAGGGUUUUGUUACCAAAGGAGAUUUUCGGGAAAAAUUCCGUGCUGGAAAAAUCCCCUCCCAUUAGCGGCGCUCCGGCACCAGUUAUGCCAAUAAAUUUAUCACCGGAAUUGUUCGGGCCAUCAUCGCCACCGGGGGAAAUGCACUCUUCGGCGACGGUACGGACUGUCAAUUUCGCUGUUUUAUGUAUAGGAUUGUUGUAUGUAUUUGUAUGAAUUUUCUUCCAUUUUGUCAUCUUAUAAAUCAACUACUCUCUAAAUUAUUGGAUGGAAAAGGAGAAAGAAAAAAAGUUUCUUUUUCUUUUCCUCUGCGUUUUUUACAGACAACCUUUUUAAAAAAAGCAGCCAUUUUCAAGAACCAUUGCAAGAUUUCCCCCCUCUUUUUGUUGCUACCUUCUUCUGUUAUUACUUUUCUUCCAUCCCUAUUUACAGACUACAUUCAAGUUCAUGUUGUUGUAAAGAGUUAUUUCUUUGUUUUACAAAAUUUGUUGUUUAUUAAAUGAAAUUGAAAUAACGUUGAAUGAAACAUGCAUUUUAUACAA
Molecule: messenger RNA, 1698 nt
Organism: Lactuca sativa (garden lettuce)
Lineage: Eukaryota; Viridiplantae; Streptophyta; Magnoliopsida; Asterales; Asteraceae
Product: fasciclin-like arabinogalactan protein 4
Biological process (GO): mucilage biosynthetic process involved in seed coat development; abscisic acid-activated signaling pathway; multidimensional cell growth
Cellular component (GO): plasma membrane
Source: RefSeq, a predicted model, not a curated record